Molecule: messenger RNA, 1056 nt
Organism: Lacerta agilis (Sand lizard)
Lineage: Eukaryota; Metazoa; Chordata; Lepidosauria; Squamata; Lacertidae
Gene: TLDC2
Product: TBC/LysM-associated domain containing 2
Exons: 7
Coding region: 264-890 (208 amino acids)
Biological process (GO): response to oxidative stress
Cellular component (GO): nucleus
Source: RefSeq, a predicted model, not a curated record
UGAAUGAGACUGGCCGUGGGCAUUAACUCCAUCACAUCAACAAGCUUAACAAUUUGCUGCCUGAUUUACUCAAUGAACAUCUGUGUUAUGAUCUACAGAUGAGUGAUAGCUUACUUCAGCCACUAGAGGUGGGUUAGGAGGAGGGAAAGUAGCUGUCAGAAAGUUUACAGGCAACACAUGCAUUGCAACAUCAUUGUUACAAAUAGCAACACUUGCAGCAACCUGACUGUUGAUCCCAAAAUAAUGGGACCCAUUGGCUCGAGAUGGAUGUGUUGAACUUGUACCCCGUGAGUGGCAAGCAAUUGGCAGACACCUGCUCUCCACUCCCCAACUCGCUGCCAGGAAACGGCACGGCUGCCGUGGUCCUGCUUUGGAUGAUCACAGAAAACAUGAAAACUCCACGCUGUCGCUACACUCGUCUGCCCAACCUGCUGGAAGAAGCCCUGUCUUCAGAACCUGAGGAGUCUACUGAACAAGAGAACCCAGUCUGGACAAGCACAGAAUUUCAUGAGCCUGUGCUAAAUGGGCAAAGCAACAUCCUGCACUUGGAAGAAAUCCAGAAGCUUGCACCACACCUCCCUCUACGAGUGACUGGACACCCAUGGAACCUCACCUACUGUACAGCAAGGGAUGGAUUUAGCCUGAAGACUAUGUACCGAAGCAUGAGCGACUUAGCCUCUCCAGUGUUGUUGAUUAUCAGAGACACUGAAGGCCAGAUAUUUGGAGCCUUUUCUUCUACAGCCAUCCAUGUCAGCAGCUGCUUCUAUGGCAAUGGAGAAACAUUUCUCUUUUCCUUCACCCCACAACUUAAGGUGAUUGAAGGGAUAUCAUCCCCAAAGUAUGAAGGUUAUCGGUAUUUAAGUGGACAGGUAAAAACACCUUCUUCAUGAAAGGAGAUGCAGACUCCCUAGCAAUUGGUGGAGGCAGUGGCAAAUUUGGAUUGUGGCUAGAUGGAGACCUGAACCAUGGAGGAAGUCAGCCCUGUGAGACAUUCAACAAUGAGACGUUAUCUCCCAAAGAGGAAUUCCUCAUCCGAGACCUGGAAGUUUGGGCACU